This is a messenger RNA of Physella acuta, 1741 nucleotides long. RefSeq names its product ankyrin-3. The record is from RefSeq and is a predicted model, not a curated record. NCBI's taxonomy places the organism in Eukaryota, Metazoa, Mollusca, Gastropoda, Physidae. Gene Ontology annotation, molecular function: protein binding.
AUGUAUCAUUGAAUAACGAGAUGACGAGAUAUCUUGAAGAGAUGAUUGUGUGCACUAUCUGACAUCUAGACCAAGCAUGCUCACCGGAAGUGGUCAGGACUCUGGGUACGAAGAUGACCAGAGUGAACUACAUCGACUCUGCCAGUCAGGAAAACUGAGUGAAAUCCUUUCCCUGCUUCACGCAUCUCCCAGGGCCUCCAAGCUCCAGUGGUACCAUGAUGGUCACUCGGCGCUACACGUAACUAUCUUAAGUCACCGGAAGGAUGCAUGUGACGUAGUUGGCGCUCUGCUGGAUAACGGCGCGAACAUCAACGCCCAAACAUCGGCAGACGGCAACACCGCACUACAUCUGGCGGUUUUAUCUGGAUCUUUUCCUCGGGACAUCGACACAAUUGUGCUCUUGCUGCAGAGAAAGGCGGACCUUAAGAUCAGAAACAAGAAGCUUCGAACUCCCUAUGACUGUGCAAUAGCCAAUGGCCACUAUGAGCUAGCUGGCAUUUUGGAUGGGAGUGUGCCAGCAGCCAAGGCUAAGGAAUAUUUCAUAGAGAGUUGUAGACAAAAAUAUGGUCCAUACAUCAUUGAAGCCAUCUUGAACAACGAUAAAACAAAAUUGAAAGAGUAUCUCGACCUAGGUGGUGACCCUAAUGUACUAAAUCAACACGGCGCUGGAGCCAUACACUACACAGUUACACACUGUAAACUACCUGUGUAUGACACGCUGCAAACCUUGCUGCAGUCAGGUGCUAAUGCCAAUCUCAGAGAUGAGGAAGGAGAUACAGCUUUAAAUCUAGUCAUUAAAAAACAAAACCUUAGAGAAAAUGGACAAAUGGUAAAAUGUGUCCAGCUAUUGGUUGACAAUGGAGCAGAGUCCAAUUUUACAGAUUUAGACGGCAACGAUGCAAUAAAACUAGCAGAAACAAAGGGAUAUAAUGAUGUGUUAGCAGUCUUAAGGAAAAAGGUGAAACCAAAAACACCAGAGCCAUCUCCAGAUGUAACAAUAGAUCUUUCACCAAUUCCUGAAGAAGAAGAGAGGCCAGCCACCAACAAGCCAGUAGAAACACCAGUUACUAGGCCAGUUACAAGUGAACCUGUUACUGCACCAAAUACAGACUUAAGCCCUAUCCAUAUUGCUACAUUGAUAGAAAAUGAAACUGAAAGGAAUGAAAAGUUAAAAACUUUGCUUCAUGAAGGAGCUGAAGUUAGUAAACAAAUCCAGUCGACUGGCAACACAGCCUUACAUUUAUGUGCUGAAAAAAAUUAUGGAACCACAGCUAAAUUGUUGCUGGACAACAAUAUUGACUACACUCUUAAAAACACAAAAGGUCAAACAGCCUAUGAACUAGCCAAGGAAUUGAACAGUCUUACAGUAGUCAAGGCAAUAGAGGAAAAGCAAAGCAAACAGCAGCCUUCAGGGAAGAAAGCUAAAUCUUGUGUUAUAUUGUAGGAUGAUAUUUAUGAAUUGUGAUGGAUUUUCAGUAAAAAAUUUGAUGUGAUGUGUAGGAUUUUAAGUAAUUUAUUUCCCAUUGUGCUAAAAAUUGUAUAAAUUUUGAUGUGAUAUGUAGGAUUUAAGUAAUUUAUUUCCCAUUGUGCUAAAAAAAUACCUUGAUGUAGAGGGAUGAUUUUAUUGCCCUGUGUUACAGUUUUAGUCCUGUCUUUAUUUUAUUUGUGAGACAGUGUUCAUUUUGCACAAUAGAUUUUCUUGUUGGUUGAUGUUUUCAAUAAUAUGUACCUGUAUUUUAUU